Messenger RNA from Sciurus carolinensis (gray squirrel), 4749 nucleotides. RefSeq names its product EPH receptor A8 (gene Epha8). Gene Ontology annotation, cellular component: neuron projection; plasma membrane. Gene Ontology annotation, molecular function: ATP binding; transmembrane-ephrin receptor activity; protein binding. The coding region runs from base 1 to 3018 and encodes 1005 amino acids. Gene Ontology annotation, biological process: axon guidance; cell surface receptor protein tyrosine kinase signaling pathway; protein phosphorylation. The record is from RefSeq and is a predicted model, not a curated record. The transcript is spliced from 17 exons. Lineage: Eukaryota; Metazoa; Chordata; Mammalia; Rodentia; Sciuridae.
AUGGCCCCCGCCCGGGGCCGCCUGCCCCCCGCGCUCUGGGUCGUCACGGCCGCGGCGGCGGCGGCCACCUGCGUGUCCGCGGCGCGCGGCGAAGUGAACUUGCUGGACACGUCGACCAUCCACGGGGACUGGGGCUGGCUCACGUAUCCAGCUCACGGGUGGGACUCCAUCAACGAGGUGGACGAGUCCUUCCGGCCCAUCCACACGUACCAGGUGUGCAACGUCAUGAGCCCCAACCAGAACAACUGGCUGCGCACCAGCUGGGUGCCCCGCGACGGCGCCCGGCGCGUCUACGCAGAGAUCAAAUUCACGCUCCGUGACUGCAACAGCAUGCCAGGCGUGCUGGGCACCUGCAAGGAAACCUUCAACCUCUACUACCUGGAGUCCGACCGCGACCUGGGCUCCAGCACGCAGGAAAGCCAGUUCCUCAAAAUCGACACCAUCGCCGCGGACGAGAGCUUCACGGGCGCCGACCUGGGCGUGCGGCGGCUCAAGCUCAACACGGAAGUGCGCGGCGUGGGUCCCCUCAGCAAGCGCGGCUUCUACCUGGCCUUCCAGGACAUCGGCGCCUGCCUCGCCAUCCUCUCUCUCCGCAUCUAUUACAAGAAGUGCCCGGCCAUGGUGCGCAACCUGGCGGCCUUCUCGGAGGCGGUGACCGGCGCGGACUCGUCCUCGCUGGUGGAGGUGCGGGGCCAGUGCGUGCGGCACUCGGAGGAGCGGGACACCCCCAAGAUGUACUGCAGCGCCGAGGGCGAGUGGCUGGUGCCCAUCGGCAAGUGCGUGUGCAGCGCCGGCUACGAGGAGCAGCGGGAUGCGUGUGUGGCCUGUGAGCUGGGCUUCUACAAGUCAGCCCCUGGGGACCAGCUGUGUGCCCGCUGCCCACCCCACAGCCACUCCGCAGCCCCAGCUGCCCAGGCCUGCCGCUGUGACCUCAGCUACUACCGUGCGGCCCUGGACCCGCCUUCUGCAGCCUGCACCCGGCCACCCUCUGCGCCCGUGAACCUCAUCUCCAGUGUAAACGGGACCUCGGUGACCCUGGAGUGGGCCCCUCCCCUGGACCCGGGGGGCCGUAGUGACGUCACCUACAACGCCGUGUGCCGCCGCUGCCCCUGGGCCCUGAGCCGCUGUGAGGCAUGCGGGAGCGGCCCGCGCUUCGUGCCGCAGCAGACCAGCCUGGUGCAGGCCAGCCUGCUGGUGGCCAACCUGCUGGCCCACAUGAAUUACUCCUUCUGGAUCGAGGCGGUCAACGGCGUGUCCGACCUGAGCCCCGAGCCCCGCAGGGCUGCCGUCGUCAACAUCACCACCAACCAGGCAGCCCCGUCCCAGGUGGUGGUGAUCCGGCAGGAGCGGGCGGGCCAGACCAGCGUGUCGCUGCUGUGGCAGGAGCCGGAGCAGCCCAACGGCAUCAUCCUGGAGUACGAGGUCAAAUACUACGAGAAGGACAAGGAGAUGCAGAGCUACUCCACCCUCAAGGCCGUCACCACCCGGGCCACCGUGUCGGGCCUGAAGCCCGGCACGCGCUACGUGUUCCAGGUCCGGGCCCGCACGUCCGCCGGCUGCGGGCGCUUCAGCCAGGCCAUGGAGGUGGAGACCGGGAAACCCCGGCCCCGCUAUGACACCCGGACCAUCGUCUGGAUCUGCCUGACGCUCAUCACGGGCUUGGUUGUGCUUCUGCUCUUGCUCAUCUGCAAGAAGAGGCACUGUGGCUAUAGCAAAGCCUUCCAGGACUCGGACGAGGAGAAGAUGCACUGCCAGAACGGACAGGCGCCCCCGCCUGUCUUCCUGCCCCUGCACCACCCCCCAGGGAAGUUCCCGGAGCCUCGGGGCUACGCAGAGCCCCACACCUACGAGGAGCCAGGCCGGGCAGGCCGCGGCUUCACCCGGGAGAUCGAGGCCUCCAGGAUCCACAUUGAGAAGAUCAUUGGCUCGGGGGAGUCUGGGGAAGUCUGCUACGGGCGACUGCGGGUGCCAGGACAGCGGGACGUGCCCGUGGCCAUCAAGGCCCUCAAAGCCGGCUACACAGAGAGGCAGCGGCGGGACUUCCUGAGCGAGGCGUCCAUCAUGGGUCAGUUCGACCACCCCAACAUCAUCCGCCUCGAAGGUGUCGUCACCCGCGGCCGCCUGGCGAUGAUCGUGACGGAGUUCAUGGAGAACGGCUCUCUGGACGCCUUCCUGCGGACCCACGACGGGCAGUUCACCAUUGUGCAGCUGGUGGGCAUGCUCAGAGGGGUGGGCGCCGGCAUGCGCUACCUCUCAGACCUGGGCUACGUCCACCGCGACCUGGCUGCCCGCAACGUGCUGGUGGACGGCCACCUGGUGUGCAAGGUGUCUGACUUCGGGCUCUCCCGGGUGCUGGAGGACGACCCCAGCGCCGCCUACACCACCACGGGAGGGAAGAUCCCCAUCCGCUGGACAGCGCCUGAGGCCAUCGCCUUCCGGACCUUCUCCUCGGCCAGCGACGUGUGGAGCUUCGGCGUGGUCAUGUGGGAGGUGCUGGCCUACGGGGAGAGGCCCUACUGGAACAUGACCAACCGGGACGUCAUCAGCUCGGUGGAGGAGGGGUACCGGCUGCCCGCGCCCAUGGGCUGCCCGCGCGCCCUGCACCAGCUCAUGCUGGACUGCUGGCACAAGGACCGGGCCCAGCGGCCCCGCUUCUCCCACAUCGUCAGCGUCCUCGACGCGCUGAUCCGCAGCCCUGAGAGCCUCCGGGCCACCACCACCGUGGGCAGGUGCCCGCCCCCUGCAUUCGCCAGGAGCUGCUUUGACCUCCGAGGGGGCGGGGGCGGCGGCGCGGGCCUCACCGUGGGGGACUGGCUGGACUCGAUCCGCAUGGGCCGGUACCGAGACCACUUCGCUGCAGGCGGUUACUCCUCCCUAGGCAUGGUGCUGCGCAUGAAUGCCCAGGACGUGCGCGCCCUGGGCAUCACCCUCAUGGGCCACCAGAAGAAGAUCCUGGGCAGCAUCCAGACCAUGCGGGCCCAGCUGACCAGCACCCAGGGGCCCCGCCGGCACCUCUGACUCGUGGCUCCAGGGCCGGGCAGCACCAGCAGCCAGAGGACGUGCAGGGCUGCCAGCAGCCGGCGUGGCCCCAGGCCCCUGCCGGACCCCACUGCUGCCCUCCAGGGGCACCGGAGAGGCUGAAGGCUCCCCUGGAGGACCCAGAGUUACAGGGGUCUGGCACCUCGGGACAGGUCCUUGGUGCCCAGUGCAGAGGUCACCUGCCCCCGGGAAUGGAGGGCCUUCUCUCUUCCAGACCCCAGGGCCUCAAUGCUGAAGGGCCCCACAGAGACGCCGGUCACUGCCUCUGUGUGUGAACAGUGUCCCCUGUCAGGCCCAGCACAGAAUGCACGUGUUGUGAUACGUGUGCUUAUCCAUGAAGGCUGGGGCCACAUGCAGGUGACAGUGGAUGAUGUGUCAUGAAUGAGAGAGUGUGACCAGCUUGCGAGCAGGGAGCUGGUGUGGCUGCCCAGGGCCAGCACCCCAAGGUCCUGACCAAGGCUCAGCCCCUGCUGCCCGGGUGCCUGGAGGCUGGAGCCAGGGGCCACUUCUGAACCUCACCAGCACCAGGCCCACCCUCCCGCUGCCUGGGAGAGCCCACCCCGGCUGCAUCUCAGGUCCAACCUCCCCUGCAGCUGGGGGUCCCCUGCAGCCUCCUCUGGCUUCCACCACUGCUCAACGGGAAAACAGGGUUCCUGGCCAGUCCCCCUGGCCACCUUUCGAGUAGGCAUCACAGUAGGGGACGCGAGCCCCGCUCAGCUGACUUGGCGGCCUGGCCAGGGCGGGCAUCCACUUCCCCCUGUCGGAUGCCCACCCUCCUCCAGGGCCGACGUCUCCUCAAGUGGCGGCCUGUUUGCCAAGCUCCCGCCCCCUCCCCCAUGCCUAGGACCUGCCGCUCCGCUCUGGGUCCACCCCCUCCCACACGGUAUGCGGACCCGGGCCUGGAAGAGGCUAUGCCUUGUCCAAAGUCACUGGGCAGCCGUACUUCAGAUCCAGGGCCUCCUUCCACCCAGCCUAGGGCCCUGCGGUAGUCCGGUAGUCCACCUCCCUGCCCCCGCACCCCGCUGCGUGGACAGCUGGAGUGGGCGGGGCCAGGGGAGCCCCGCCCCUCUGACGGGCUGACCCACCCCUCACGGCCCACCAGGGUAUGUAAAUAUCUUUUUUCUACCAUGUCGGAAUAUUUUUUUCCUCACUCCUGACAAUGCAAAAAUGGUCUUCGAAGCACAUAAACAGCACCCAGGGUGAGAGAGCCCCAUCCCAGGGGCAGGCAGGACCCCAGGAACGCCACCAGGUGCCCCUGCUGCCCCAGAAGGAGGGCCCGCCCAGCCCCAGCCCCUGCCCCUGCCCCUGCCCCUGCCCAGCCCAGCCCCUCGCCAUAGCCAGCACAGCUACCCCGCGAGACACCAGCACUGAGCCCCUCUCCCUCCUGCAAUAACUCGGGGCGUCUCAGCCUCCAGGUGCCGCGGCCAGCUCGCCACACCUCUCCGUCGUACGACAUGGCCGAGCUGCUCUUCCUUCCUAUGGAAGGGGAAACAUGGUCAGGACAUGAGCCGGGAGGACCCUGUCUUCCUCCCCACCCCACCCACUCACCUGGUUUCUGGGCUCGGGAUCUUGACCGUUAUGGGGACAUGAGGGCCUGGCACUUGCAAAAGUGUGGCCCCUUCCCCUGGAGCAGGUCCCCCUGGGGUCCCAGGGGCCUGCCUCUCUCUGGUCCCCAUCCCGAGUCUUGAACUUAACUACAAUGAAAAUAAA